UACUACUGGCAUCUCCACCCCCCACUCCAUCGAUCACACCCUCUUCUCCGCCCAAGCACUCCAUCCAUGGCCAAGCUCUUCCUCUUCAGGCCAUGCCAUGGCGGCAACCUCCUCUCUCCCUUCCCUUCGACGAUCUCCCCCUUCUCCAGACCCUUCUCUGUCCUCCCUUCCCCAUUCUCCAUCCCUCGCCUUCACAUGCACAACAAGAGGCGGUUCCCCUUUCGUGCCCUUGAGUCGUCCGCUGACGCCAAGAAGGAGGAUGAUCAGGUUGCUGAGAAGAUCGUCGAUGGUGUUCCUACAUUCGCUGCUGCUGCUACUGCUUCUGAAGAGGAGAUGAAGGUCGGAUUAGACGGGAAUGAUGGGGAUUACCCCAUGGGAGAGUUUGAGAUGCAGAAGUUUGAUUGGUGGAAGUCCUUUCUUGUGAAGCUUCGUUUGCUCUUUGCGUUGCCGUGGGAGCGUGUCAAGAAGGGUAGCGUUCUGACUAUGAAUCUACGUGGCCAGGUUUCUGAUCAGCUAACAAGAAGACCCUUCAGUUCUGGUUUAUCAUUACCUCAGAUUUGUGAAAACUUCGUAAAAGCAGCUUAUGAUCCUCGCAUUUCUGGUAUAUAUUUGCAUAUAGAACAGUUGAGCUGUGGAUGGGGCAAGAUUGAAGAAAUAAGAAGGCAUAUUAUAAAUUUUAAGAAGUCAGGCAAGUUUAUAAUAAGCUAUACUCCGUCUUGUGGAGAGAAAGAGUAUUAUCUUGCAAGUGCUUGUGAAGAGAUAUAUGCCCCGCCUAGUGCUUAUGUUUCGUUAUACGGCUUGGCUGUUCAAGCCUCAUUUCUUAGGGGAAUUUUUGAUAAAGUUGGAAUUAUACCUGAAAUUCAGCGGAUUGGUAAAUAUAAGAGCAUUGGAGAACAAUUAUCAUCUAAAAGCAUGUCAAAAGAAAAUUGUGAAAUGCUGACUUCAUUGCUUGAUAAUAUCUAUGGAAAUUGGUUGGAUACAAUUGCUUUGACUCAAGGAAGAAAGUGUGAAGAAAUUGAGGACUUCAUCAAUAGUGGAGUUUACCAAGUUGAUCGACUGAAAGAAGAAGGUUGGAUAACGAACAUAUUAUAUGACGAUGAGAUUAUUUCAAUGCUCAAGCAAAGACUGGGAAAGAAGGAGAAGGAAAAACUUCCAAUGGUUGAUUACAGAAAGUAUUCUAGAGUAAGAAACUGGACCCUUGGUUUGGAAGGUGCUGGACCCCAGAUUGCAAUCAUAAGAGCCUCUGGAAGCAUUAGUCGUACUCGUGGCCCACUAAGCCUUCCUGGUUCUGGUAUUAUCAGUGAAGAACUAAUUGAGAAGAUUCGCACUGCUGGAGAUUCCGAAAGGUAUAAGGCAGUUGUCUUACGCAUUGACAGCCCUGGCGGUGAUGCUCUUGCCUCUGAUCUAAUGUGGAGGGAGAUCAAGCUUCUUUCUGCUCGUAAACCUGUGAUUGCAUCAAUGUCUGAUGUUGCUGCAAGCGGAGGAUACUACAUGGCCAUGGCAGCGGGAGCAAUUGUUGCAGAGAAACUUACAGUAACUGGAUCUAUUGGAGUUGUUACAGGAAGAUUCAGUUUGAAAGGACUAUAUGAGUCAAUUGGCUUUAACAAAGAAGUAAUAUCAAGGGGAAAAUACGCGGAGCUUAAUGUUGCUGAACAACGUCCUCUUAGACCAGAUGAAGCAGAGCUGUUUGCAAAAUCUGCACAAAAUGCAUAUAAACAAUUUCGAGACAAAGCAGCUUCAUCAAGAUCAAUGACUAUAGAUCAGAUGGAGGAGGUUGCUCAAGGGAGAGUUUGGAGUGGCAAAGAUGCAGCUUCCCGAGGAUUAGUUGAUGCCAUUGGUGGGUUCUCCCGGGCUGUUGCCAUUGCAAAGCAAAAGGCAAAUAUACCACAGGAAAAACAGGUAAGGUUGGUAGAGCUGCCCCAAAAAUCACCAUCCUUACCUGCAAUAUUGACCGGCAUCGGAUCCUCAUUACUGGGCCUGGACAAGACUGUGAAGGAAGUCAUACAAGAUAUACCACUCUCCAGUUCUUCAACAGUUCAAGCUAGAAUGGAUGGCAUUUUGUUCGAGAAAUUGGGCUGUGGAACCAAUAACAACCACCCAAUAUUGGAUCUUAUAAAGGACUUUUCUAAAUUCAUUUUGAUACAAACAGCUUCAUAUGAUGUUUCUUUUGCGGUAUCUUUUUUAACAAUGAUGUGUGUUCCCAGGAUGAUCUGAUAAAAUUUAAAGAGAAAAAAAAAAGGUUAUACAGGUAUACUCCGGCACGCGGUUGGAGAAGCAAGCAAGGAGGUAUGAAACCUUAUGCAAACAACAUUCAUUGCCAGGCAGAUAGGUUAUGUAUAGCUUCUUCUUUAUAAAA
Messenger RNA from Dioscorea cayenensis subsp. rotundata (Guinea yam), 2356 nucleotides. RefSeq names its product serine protease SPPA, chloroplastic. Gene Ontology annotation, molecular function: peptidase activity. Lineage: Eukaryota; Viridiplantae; Streptophyta; Magnoliopsida; Dioscoreales; Dioscoreaceae. Gene Ontology annotation, cellular component: membrane. The record is from RefSeq and is a predicted model, not a curated record. The transcript has 13 exons. The coding region runs from base 67 to 2214 and encodes 715 amino acids.